Molecule: messenger RNA, 2178 nt
Organism: Pygocentrus nattereri (red-bellied piranha)
Lineage: Eukaryota; Metazoa; Chordata; Actinopteri; Characiformes; Serrasalmidae
Product: cytochrome P450 2D3-like
Exons: 8
Coding region: 53-1630 (525 amino acids)
Biological process (GO): xenobiotic metabolic process
Cellular component (GO): intracellular membrane-bounded organelle; cytoplasm
Molecular function (GO): oxidoreductase activity, acting on paired donors, with incorporation or reduction of molecular oxygen, reduced flavin or flavoprotein as one donor, and incorporation of one atom of oxygen; iron ion binding; heme binding
Source: RefSeq, a predicted model, not a curated record
GGUAGAACCUUUAUGGUAGAACCCAGCAGAGAGCGGAACCACAACUGACAUCAUGCUGGGCUCCUUGGUCCUGGUUUGGGUUUUCAUCUUUCUCCUCUUCCUCUUCAUCAGGACCCAGAGGCCCAAGAACUUUCCUCCUGGACCCCGACUUGUGCCCCUAUUUGGGAACCUGUUUCAGCUGAACAUCAUCAAUCCUCUGAAAGACUUUGAGAAGUUGGCUGAGCACUAUGGGAAUGUUUACAGCCUGUAUAUUGGAGGAACACCAGCAGUGGUUCUUACUGGGUUAAAGGCUAUGAAGGAAGCUUUGGUGAAAAAGGCUGCAGACUUUUCAGGACGGCCACAAAAUCUCCUACUCAGCCAUGCAACAGAAGGGAAAGGUGUCGCGUUUGUUGAUUAUGGUCCUGCAUGGAAGGAGCAUCGGCGCUUUGCCAUCAUGACCCUGAAGAACUUUGGCAUGGGGAAGCAGUCAAUGGAGGACAGGAUUCUGGGAGAGACUGAACAUCUCGUGAAAUGCUUGGAAAAAAGUGCUGGGGGCUUCCUGAAUCCUCAGACUUUGUUCCAUGAUGCUGCAUCAAACAUCAUCUAUCUGGUGUUAUUUGGAAUUCGCUACGAUUACGGAGACGAAACUCUUAAACAGUAUGUUAGCCUUAUCACCGAAGCUACAAAAUCUGUCAAUGGACCCUGGGGAAUGAUAUAUGACAGCCUUCCUAUUCUGAGAGCCCUGCCCCUUCCUUUUAGGAAGGCUAUCACAAACUUUAAAGUACUCAAAAAAAUGAUAGCAAGUAUGAUCAGCAAACACAAGAUAUCAAGAGUCCCAGGGGAACCAGAAAACUUUGUCGACUGCUAUCUGGAUGAGCUUGAUAAGAGAGGAGAUGAUGGGUCUUUCAAUGAAGAGCAGCUUGCAAGAUGCGUUGUGGACUUGCAUGGUGCUGGGACAGAUACCACCUCUAACACCCUCCUAACAGCGUUCCUCUACCUCAUAACACAUCCAGACAUCCAGGGUGUGCACUAUGAGCUUUCUACUGCAUUUGAUCAUACUAUUUGUUUGAUAGAUUUACUAGAGACAGUAAUUGCUUCACAUGCCUGCUCUGUCGGCUUUCUAGAAAGAUGUCAGAAGGAGAUUGAUGAGGUUCUGGAGGGUAAAGCUCAUGCAUCUUUUGAGGACAGACACAAGAUGCCGUACAUACAGGCUGUGAUCCAUGAGUGUCAGCGUAUCGCCAAUACUGCCCCUCUGGGUGUGUUUCACUGCACCAGCAGAGAUACUGAACUGAUGGGCUACAGCAUCCCAAAGGAUACUGUAAUCAUCCCGAACCUCGCCUCAGUGCUGAGUGAGGAAGGCCAGUGGAAGUUUCCUCAUGAGUUCAAUCCAGCUAACUUCCUGAAUGAGCAGGGACAGUUUGAGAAGCCGGAGGCCUUCCUGCCCUUUUCUACUGGGCCUCGUGUGUGUCUUGGUGAAGGUCUGGCUCGCAUGGAGCUCUUCCUCAUCUUGGUCACUCUGCUGCGCCGCUUUCAGUUCUUCUGGCCUGACGAUGCAGGAGAACCAGACUUCACUCCUGUGUAUGGAGGCACACUCACACCCAAGCCGUACAGGAUGGGAGUCACACUGAGACAGACAGCUAGAGAAACAUAGAAUACGAUUCUAAAUAUCAGGAUAAUUGAGAAGACUAAUAAUGAAUCAUUCUUUAUUGGUUAUGAGGUAAAUAAAGGUCAGAUUAGAUAGCUGUGUGUGAAAGUUAACUUUCCAGCUACAACCACAGCACCAAAGAAUUUUGUGAUGAGCUUCAUUCUAUGGUUUACAUGCUUUCAUGAAAUAAAGUUGAAUAAAGUUGUUUGAUGGAUGUCACCAACACAGGGUGUUUGGAGACUAAAUAACAACAGGGGAGAAACAACACCCCACAGUCAGAAGCACUGAUUACAGUCACUAUUUAAAGGUCUUAUAAAACAAAUGUUAAAGGUCUUAGCUGAUUGAACUAUUUACUCCCUUUCCAAAGUCCAAGUCUCCCUUCAGGGUUUCACUCACUUUGUUUUUUCAGUUGUUGUUACUGUUGAUAAAACAGUCCAGCAGUCACAGACAUUCACUCAGUAUCACUAGUAUCUAAGGCACAAUUAUUUUUUCACAUAGGACCAGGUCGGGCUGAGCAGCAUUUUUACGUCAAUAAAUGAAAUCAUCAUUAAAAA